ACCUGUGUCGCAAUUGCUCGCCAAAUCAACACUCAAGCGGCACAAAAUCUAAAACUGAAACAUAAGACGUCUCAGAGACUUUAAGCUCUUCUCUACAACCUUGCUUUAAGACGUAAGUAAAUUGACCAAUCACGAUCGAUUAUUCUUCUAAUAAACGACUGUGAUUAAUCAAUUUGUUUAUUCUUCACUUCUUAAAGCAAGGUUGUAGGCAAAGGCUAAGACGUUUCAAAGACAUCUUAAAGACGUCUCACGUUCCGGUUUUAAGUUUCAUGCUGUCUGAGUACUCUCGGCGUAGUAAGUACACGAGAACGCUGUUGAAAAUCAAACGCGACUGAUUCUCCGACUCUCUUUUCCACCGUAGACACUUGCGUAGAGCGCGGGUUCGCGCCGUAGACUCGCGGCUCCUCGAAAAUCGGGGCACAUUCCUCAGGGCGAGCAGAAGAUGCUCCCUCGGCUCCUCGUCUCUUUCUCCUUUUUCACGCGAUUACGAUAUUGGUCUCCUCGAAACAGGUUCCUGCGGCUAAACGGGCGAUUGCUUAACCGCCGUCGAUGAUGAGCCGCUUUCUUACAAAUCGGACGAUGUUGCAAGCGGCGAAUGCGGUCGAGACGCUACGCGGUAGCGCACCGUCUGAUCUCGUUGAGGACACGAGUGGCUUGCGUGUGAAAGGCGAAGAAGGAACUCUUUAGACGAGAAUCGUAUAACGAGCCGAGCGGAGCAAAGCCGGGAGGAAGGGCACAGCCGUGCGUGCCGGUGUAGCGACGGGGGCACCUGUGGAGGAGGGGAUGUCUCGCGUCCCACGAGAGAGUCCUUCGUUCCUCCACACGGCUACUGUUCAAGGCAUAGGCUCAGUCAUCGCGCGAAAGUUCCCCGGAGUUCUUCGGAUCGUUGCGUUCUCUGGCUGAAUUGUCGUGAGCCCUGGGCCGAGGCUCAUCAUACUAGGUAUCUCAAGAAUCAAGUUUUAACGGACAUACGUUUGCUAAGGCACAUUUUUACUUAUUUUUCAACACAAAAUCUGUCCUAAAGAUGACGGGAGAAUGGAGGACCAUUUUUGUGACCGGAGGCGCCGGUUACAUCGGCAGUCAUUGUAUCGUCGAGCUUUUGGAGUGCGGAUACGACGUAAUAGCUAUAGACAACUUCGCAAACAGCGUGACAGAAACCGACGGCGAGUCUGCGGCGCUCAAGAGGGUCGAGCAAAUAACAGAAAAGAAAGUAACGUUCUACAAUUGCGAUCUGCUCGACAGAGAGAAGCUCGAAUCCAUCUUUACCAAGCACAAAAUAGAUUGCGUGAUACAUUUCGCGGCUAUCAAAGCAGUCGGCGAAUCGAUGCAAGUUCCGCUUCAUUAUUACCGGAACAACAUAAUUGGCGCUAUUAACCUACUAGAGGUGAUGAAAGCAGCUGGCUGUUUUCAAUUAGUAUUCAGUAGCUCUUGCACGGUGUACGGCGAGCCUACAGAAUUGCCAAUUACGGAAAACCACGAGACCGGCAACAUCACCAAUGUAUAUGGCCGUACAAAGUACUUCAUUGAGGAAAUGCUGAAGGAUAUAUCCAGAGCUGAAAAGAGUUGGAACAUCAUAUCGCUAAGAUAUUUCAACCCGGUGGGUGCUCACAGUAGCGGAUUAAUCGGGGAGGAUCCGACGAAGCCAUUCACAAAUCUGAUGCCGUAUAUCGCUCAAGUCGCUUUAAGGCACAAACCGGAACUGGUUAUAUUCGGUGGGGAUUAUCCUACGAAAGAUGGCACAGGCAUCCGUGAUUACAUUCACGUUAUGGAUUUGGCGGCUGGUCACGUGGCAGCAUUGAACGCUUUGCACAAGGAGCAUCUCAGGCUAAAAAUUUACAACCUAGGUACCGGCAAGGGUGUGUCGGUAUUGGAAUUAAUAAAGACGUUUGAAAAGAUCACCGGCACUACCGUGCCGUACGUGAUAAAAGAAAGGAGAGAGGGUGACAUAGUGUCUAUGUACGCCAAUACAGAUCUGGCGAAGGAAGAAUUGGGCUGGACAUCGAAGUACAACGUCGAGCAAAUGUGUCGAGACUUUUGGAGGUGGCAAACGAUGAAUCCACACGGUUAUCGAACUUCGAUAAAGAACGGUAUUAACGAACACUUAAAUAACAUAUCGUAACGGCGGAUUGUAUCGUC
Dinoponera quadriceps is the source of this 2136-nucleotide messenger RNA. Its product is annotated as UDP-glucose 4-epimerase-like. Lineage: Eukaryota; Metazoa; Arthropoda; Insecta; Hymenoptera; Formicidae. Gene Ontology annotation, molecular function: UDP-glucose 4-epimerase activity. Gene Ontology annotation, biological process: beta-D-galactose catabolic process via UDP-galactose, Leloir pathway. The transcript is spliced from 8 exons. The record is from RefSeq and is a predicted model, not a curated record. The coding region runs from base 1025 to 2119 and encodes 364 amino acids. Gene Ontology annotation, cellular component: cytosol.